CAACUUGUUCUGAAAUCCAGGGUUCAAUUUUGACACUUUGUCAGGUGGCAACAGUCCAUCCCAUCACCUUCGGUCAACUGCUGUGGGCGACGCCGAAACGGCACAGCGCCGACGGAGAGCGAGAUACAGACCGCGACACUGCAACUACUCUCCUUUGUCACCAUCUUCUUCUCGACAUUGUCACAUAGACAGCCAGCAUCAUAGAGUGCCCCGCUGGCGGCACACAUACACAGGUUCGGCCUCUCGUCUUUCCUUGCCCGAUCCGCUUCUUCCAACAACCACCAUCACCACCAACCCCGCCGCCUCCACCACCUCCACCUUCCUCAGUCCGUCGGCCGCUCCCCGCCCCACCCAGCAUGACCCUUGCACCGCCAAUCGACCUCACCGACCUCUCGGACGGCGAGGAGGCGCCCGCGCCCGCCCCACGCAGUAGUGGGGGUGCUGCUGUCGGUGGUGCUGCAGGUGGUGCCGAUCCGUCCGCGCACGGGCCGUCUGGGAACGGCGGCAGAGACCUAGACUUUACCAUCACAUCAAGCCACGGCCCAACAACACCGUCCCCAAUGAUGGCGAGCACUGGCAGCGCUGCAGCGGGCCGCUUCUCGAACGGGUUCGCGGCGUCCGCCGGCGGGCCAUCAGGCUUCGGCUUUGGCGCAGCAGCAGCGAGUAGCACGCCCCGCGUCCCCGUCGUGCCCUCGCUCCCAGUCUUCGCGGGCCCCUCAUCGGUCGCUAGCUCGUCUGCUGUUGGAGUACCUGGCGGCAGCAGCGGCGGCCCAACACACGCCGGCACGUCGCAGGCGACCGCCAUCGACGUCGACAGCGUACAGAUCCGCAACUCGAACCCCAAGAAACCCGUCUGCAUCGGCGCGUUCAUGAGCCGCGCAAUCAUGUUAUACCCUACCGAAGCGGUCGUGCAGGGUGCGCAGCCACCGCCAGGCAGCCGCGACCCUUGGGAGAUUGUCAACUUUCGUGGCGUCGAGAUGAUCCGCGUCAAGUUGAAGCUCCGCCGCGCAGGGCAGCCGACGAGACCCGACGAGCCGUGGAGUGCCGUCAGCCGAGACGUCAUCCAGGUCAUGACGCCCGGCAUGACGACGUACAUUGGCGACUUGGACCCAGCCGUCUCCGAAGUGCUCAUCUCGAUGCUGACGCGAGGACUGUGCCGUCUCGAGGGCUUUGCCAUGCGCUUGCAGCCUGACGGAGUGGGUCCUUCGGCGUCAACGUCGCUGACACUGCAGAACAUGUUCGAAGUCCGAAUCAACGUCAUGGUCUUCACGCUGCCCUCAAACAUCAACUACAUCACCGCGACGCUCGUCGCGCACAACCUCUACCUCCUUGACCCUAUGCCACCUUACGACCCUAACCGCCACGGCGAACAGCCAGAAUACAUCAACGCCCACGGUGGCGGGCGGCGCGCGUACGACCUGUACAUGGCUGCCCAGCGCAGCCACUACGGCGGUGGCUCCAGCAACUUCAGCCUACAACAAGAAAAGGCCAACCUGGUCGAGGUGCAGCGCCAGCAGGUCGACGAGGUGUUUAAGAACCUAGAAAACGGACAGGAACUCGAGCAGAGCGAUCCAGGACCGUACAUCCGGACCGAGCUCUUCCCCCAUCAGCGCAAGGCUCUUACCUUCCUGCUGCAAGGCGAGCAGGACUGGAACAGCCUCAAAACUGCGCGCCGGGCGGCCAACAAACUCUUUGCUCGCGUUAAGAAGGAGAAGGGCGAGGACGCAGCCAACGGAAACGAAAAGGAGCGCUCCGAGUCACGAGACCCAAAAGACGACAACUCUAGAUCCCUUUGGGAGCCCCAGAUGGACGACAAGGGCCGACCGCGAGUCUGGAAGAGCAAGAUCACUGGUGAGAAGCUCCGUCUCAAGAAGGGAGAGCGACCAAAGGACGCCAAGGGCGCGAUCCUGGCAGAUGAUAUGGGUCUCGGUAAAACCCUUUCAGUCGUUUCGCUUAUCGCUGCAACCCGCCCCGAGGCAACGUCGUGGUCUCGGAAACCUCUGGAGAAGUUUGAGCUCAUCGAUGGUGAUGACGACUGCAAGGAGGAGAUUGGCGCAUCAGCCAUGAGCACGCGAGUCUUUGGCAUGCCAGAAGACGACUCUGGUGGGGAGAGCUCAAAGAAGAGAAAGAAGCGCCCACGCGAGGACGAGGCGUUAGUCGCCCUCCGAGCACGUCGCUCCACCAUUCUCAAGCGCUCCAAGGCGACCCUACUCGUGUGCCCUAUGUCGACCAUCACCAACUGGGAGGAUCAGAUCAAGGAGCACUGGGACGGCGAAGUGGAGGUCAUCGGCGGUACUUCUGCCAAUGUCAAGAAGGAACGCGGUUCGAAGCCUGCAGCCGAUGAGGACGAGCUCGAGGGUUCGGAAUGGGACAAGCUCCGAGUCUACAUCUACCACGGCACAUCUCGAAAAGCCGACCCAAGAUUCCUGGCCGAGUUUGAUAUCGUCAUCACGUCUUACAGCACGCUCGCGAACGAGUACUCGAAGCAGUGUGCGACCUGCGGCGGUGACGACGAGUCAACUCCAGCAGACACAGGUGUCAACAGCAGCGAUGAGAGCGGCCAUGUCGACUCGACGAGACCUGCAUCUGGGUCACGCUCGACCAAGGGCGACCGCGAAUCUGACAUCAAGCCCGCUGAUAUCGUCGAGGCCUUGAGAACGAGCAAGAAGCAGCCGAGACGAAAGCUUGGGGCCACGUCCGAGCAGCGCAGCCCCCUCCAGCAGAUUGACUGGUUCCGUGUCGUCCUCGACGAGGCCCACAGUAUCAAGUCGUCGGCUACCGUCGCCUGUAAGGCAUCAUGUUUCCUCGAGGCGGACCGCCGCAUCGCCUUGACGGGUACGCCUAUCCAGAACCGAAUUGAGGACGUCUGGGCCCUGUUCAAGUUCCUUCGUCUGGCGCCAGUCGAUGACAAGGAGGUGUUCAACAAGUACAUCAUCUCGCCUUGUAAGACCGGUGACCCGGUCGGCAUUGCCCGCCUUCAGCUCAUCAUGCGCGCCUGCACAUUGCGUCGUACCAAGGAUUCGACAGCCGACAAUGGCGCCAAGAUCUUAAAUCUCCCGCCCCGCAAAGAGGUCCAGCUCUGGCUCGACCUGCGCGAGGACGAGCGAAAGAUUUACGACGCCCGCCUCGAGGAGGUCAAGCAGGAGGUCCACGAGAUGCAGGCGAAGAAGGAGCUCACGAAGAACUAUGCCCACGUUCUGCAACACCUUCUGCGACUCCGCCAGACCUGCAACCACACCGAUCUCCCCAGCUCUGGAGCUGUCGAGGAGGACUACGACGGUACGAUUAUGGAGUACGAUGUCGCCAUCCAGGGCAUUGAACGCCACGGCCUCAACCUCGCACGCGCUCAAUCGGUGCUGUGCUUCCUCAAGGACACUGCCGAAGGCGCUGUCUGCGCGGAGUGCAACAAGGACUAUGCGCCAUACUUCCCUUCGUUGGGACUCGGCGGCGCCGAAGAAGGACCCAAGCCCGAACUGGUCGACAAGAAGGGCAAAAAGGUCCAGGUGAGACCCAUCCUGACCAAGUGCAUGCACAUCAUCUGCUACACUUGCUUCAAGCGCUCCGUCUGGCCCCAAUACCCCAAGGGCCUCAAGGGAGUCACGCGGCAAUGUGGCGUCUGCGACCAGAUGCUGCAUCUCGACUACGACAUCAUCCAAGUCGACCCGCCAAACGACGACCAGGAUGCGGCCGAGCCACAGCCCAAGAAGACGACGCGACGCAAGUAUGUCCGCCCGCCAGGCGAGCGCCCGAGCCUUUCCACCAAGAUGCAGUGGCUCUUGGACGAGCUCAUGCGCUUCUCCAAGCGCAACAAGCAUUCAGACAACUACGACCCGUGGUUCCAGGGCGCUGGCGACGACCCAGACGAGAUCAUCGAGCUCGACGACGAUGGUGCGCCGAUCGCUGUCAAGAGCGUAGUCUUCUCCCAGUGGACGACGAUGCUGGACCGUAUCGGUGACAUGCUGGACGAAGCCAACAUUCGCUACUGUCGUCUGGACGGCACCAUGACGCGAGAGGAGCGUGCCCGCGCCAUGGAGGACCUGCGCACGAAAAAGAAGAUCGAGGUCAUGCUCGUCUCGACACGCGCAGGCGGCGUGGGUCUCAACUUGACGAGCGCGUCGCGUGCAUACCUCGUCGACCCGUACUGGAACCCGUCAGUCGAGGCCCAGGCCAUCGACCGUAUCCACCGUCUGGGCCAGAAGCGUCCCGUGACGGCCAUCAAGCUCAUGAUCAACGGCUCGGUCGAGAAGAAGCUGUCCGACAUUCAACAGAAGAAGGCCAACCUCGCCAAUCUGUCGCUUAAGAACAUGUCGCGCCAAGAGCUCAUGGAGCAAAAGGCCGAAGAGCUUGUCGAGCUGUUCAGUUGACCUGGCGCCUGCCCUGCGUUUUUUUCACCCCCAUUGCACAUAAUACAACAACAUCAACACAUCAGAGGCAGACCCUUGCAUUAUUUGACGCCACUCCUGUACCUGUCCUUAAUUGGUCACAUGCAUUACCGUUUGUUACUGGG
Molecule: messenger RNA, 4507 nt
Organism: Vanrija pseudolonga
Lineage: Eukaryota; Fungi; Basidiomycota; Tremellomycetes; Trichosporonales; Trichosporonaceae
Product: Helicase-like transcription factor CHR27
Exons: 5
Coding region: 357-4364 (1335 amino acids)
Biological process (GO): DNA repair
Cellular component (GO): nucleus
Molecular function (GO): ATP binding; ATP-dependent chromatin remodeler activity
Source: RefSeq, a predicted model, not a curated record